Molecule: messenger RNA, 279 nt
Organism: Ustilago hordei
Lineage: Eukaryota; Fungi; Basidiomycota; Ustilaginomycetes; Ustilaginales; Ustilaginaceae
Exons: 2
Coding region: 1-279 (92 amino acids)
Source: RefSeq, a predicted model, not a curated record
AUGCAAACUUUGGACUGUGUAAGCGAGGGAGAUUACUCGCUCGAAGGCGGCAACAUGAAGGCCGAUCCAAAGGAGCCCGUCAAUGUUGUUCCCAGCCCUGAAGCCGGCCGUUACGAGGUGAACACUGGCGACCGAGGAGGCGAUGUUAUCCGCAAGGAGACCCAGGCUCAUGUAAGUGUUCCUUCUCACACCAACAAGCCGCACAUGCAUGCUGGAGCCAAUGAGACCCACAAGAAGGUCCACUCUUCUCAGUCUGGUCCCGACAAGCCCGAUGUCUAA